UCUCAAAUUGAAAUUUAAAAAUACAAGCUACGAAAAUGAUUUCUUUAAUUUUAUAUAUUUGUAUAUUUUAUACCGCUGCUGCUGCGCGCAAUUUAAAAGUAGUUAAGUAUGAGAACUCGGUUGACACCAUCGUUAAGGACCUCGUCGACAACUGGCAGUCGCCACUUGUUUACCUGAAAAGUCGCGGCUACCUGCCAAAGGAUCUGCAGAAUGCGCCCGAACUGGAUUUUCAGCAGUUGCAGGGGAAUUUAGUCCCGGAUCUGCCCAUAAAAGAUUUAUUUGCCUUCAACAAGGACUCCAAACGGGACGUGGAACUUAAAAACGAAGUGAAAACUAUAGAUCAGCGCGCAGCUCGAUCCCUCGAUGAUCCCAAGGAACUCGAUUUGAAAAGGAUGUUCCAAUCGUUGUUCUCCUCAAACGACAAGGCUGCCUCCGAGGAGAUUAAAUCCAAGCUGGGUGUAUCCUGGGACAUGAAUGCCCUGAAAUCCUCUGCCCGCCUGGGAGCCAAGAAAUUUCUCGACAAGUUUAACAGCAAGCGGAAUCAGGUGGAAAACGUUGUCUUAAAUGAAGCUAAAGAUGCCGCAGUUUCCUAUGAAGGAGCCCACAAAUUGGAGGUCCUGGUGCCGUCCCACAUCCUGGAAAAGAAAAGUAACGAAUCGAUGGACAAGUCUGCUUAUAAUAAACCAAACUUUCUUAAAGGCGUAGCUAAAAUUUUGAGCAAUCCAGAGAUAAGGAUCAAGGAUUGGGACACCAAGCCUGCCCAAGAAAGCGUUCAUAAAGGACCGGAAAUGGGAAAGUGAAAUUAUAAUUUGUUGAUUAAAUGUUCAUGUAGUUCCAAAA
This is a messenger RNA of Drosophila rhopaloa, 840 nucleotides long. RefSeq lists its product as uncharacterized. Lineage: Eukaryota; Metazoa; Arthropoda; Insecta; Diptera; Drosophilidae. The transcript has a single exon. The record is from RefSeq and is a predicted model, not a curated record. Bases 36 to 800 code for a protein of 254 amino acids.